Messenger RNA from Artibeus jamaicensis (Jamaican fruit-eating bat), 816 nucleotides. RefSeq names its product 4-aminobutyrate aminotransferase, mitochondrial-like. The record is from RefSeq and is a predicted model, not a curated record. Gene Ontology annotation, molecular function: pyridoxal phosphate binding. NCBI's taxonomy places the organism in Eukaryota, Metazoa, Chordata, Mammalia, Chiroptera, Phyllostomidae. Gene Ontology annotation, cellular component: mitochondrion. Gene Ontology annotation, biological process: GABA catabolic process.
AUGCGUCAUCAAGUUCUGGAAGCAUUUGGCUCUUGCCCAGGUGGUCAUGAGACCCCACACGCCCAUGAAUGGGUGCUGCUCAAGAAGCCUCCACAAGCCAUUGUCAUUUCACGCUUCAGGAUACAGGUGGAGGAUCUGAUUGUGAAAUAUCGGAAAAAGAAGAAAACAGUGGCCGGGAUCAUCGUGGAGCCCAUCCAGUCUGAGGGUGGAGACAACCACGCAUCUGAUGAUUUCUUCCGGAAGCUGAGAGACAUCUCCAGGAAGUAUGGCUGUGCCUUCUUGGUAGAUGAGGUCCAGACAGGAAGGGGCUGCACCAGCAAGUUCCAGACCCACAAGCACUGGGGCUUGGGUGACCCUACAGAUGUGAUGACCUUCAGCAAGAAGAUUAUGACUUUCCAUAAGGAGGAGUUCAGGCCAAAUGCUCCAUACCGGAUCUUUAACACCUGGCUGGGCGACCCGUCCAAGAACCUGCUGCUGGCCGAGGUCAUCAAUGUCAUCAAGUGGGAGGACCUGCUGAAUAACGCAGCCCAUGCUGGGAAGGCCCUGCUCACAGGGCUGCUGGACCUCCAGGCCAAGUACCCUCAGUUCAUCAGCAGAGUAAGACAAAGCACCUUAUGCUCCUUUGAUGAAUCCACACAGAAUAAACUCAUUUUAAUAGCCAGAAACAAAGGCGUGGUGUUGGGGGGCUGUGGCAACAAAUCCACUCAUUUCUGUCCCACCCUGGUCUUCAGGGAUCACCAUGCACACCUGUUCAUCAAUAUUUUCAGUGACAUCUUAGCUGACUUCAAGUAAAGAAGCCAUUUCCACUACAGUCUG